AUGCCGUUAUUUAUGAGCGGUACAAAAAGUCUAUUCAUUCUGGGCGCCGUAGCCUGUGUCUACGGUCGGCCCCAGAGUCAGGACACGCGGUCCGUCGCGGACCCCAGGUGUCCGGUGUUCGAACACCACUUACUACCGCACGAAACGGACUGCACCAAGUUCUACUACUGCGAGUAUGGCCGGAAGUACAUAGAGGCGCGCAGCUGUGCGCCGGGCACUGCAUUCUCGUAUGCACACCAAUGGUGCGAUUUUCUCAAAAAUGUGCAAUGCACCAUCAGUGCAGAGCCACAGCCUGAAGAAGCGGCAGAAGUGGCAGCGGUGGUCAGUGGAGCUGAUCCAUCAUCGCUGACCAACGGCUGUCCAGCGGGCGCGGUCCACCAUCUGCUGCCGCAUGAGAACGACUGCACCAAGUUCUACAACUGCGAUCAUGGACAGAAACACGAACGGUCGUGCAACCCUGGGCUACAUUUCAACCCUAGGAUUCAGAUCUAA
Messenger RNA from Bicyclus anynana (squinting bush brown), 492 nucleotides. RefSeq names its product peritrophin-1-like. The coding region runs from base 1 to 492 and encodes 163 amino acids. The record is from RefSeq and is a predicted model, not a curated record. Gene Ontology annotation, cellular component: extracellular region. The transcript has 4 exons. Gene Ontology annotation, molecular function: chitin binding. NCBI's taxonomy places the organism in Eukaryota, Metazoa, Arthropoda, Insecta, Lepidoptera, Nymphalidae.